UCCAAAAUUCUAGUCACCGAUGGAGUACAGUUUGAUUAUGUUCCAAACCCUUUUUGCAUUUCUUUUCAUAUUAAUGAUGAUUAAACACUUGAAACCAUCAAAAACGUAUCAUUUGACUGCCAAUCUACCCCCCGGGCCAAGAAAGCUGCCUCUCGUAGGGAACAUUUUCGAUGUUGUGGGCCCACUCCCACAUCAUACCUUGAGAAACUUGGCACAAAAAUAUGGACCGUUAAUGCACCUACAACUUGGGGAGAAUUCCACCAUCGUUGUCUCGUCAGCUGAAACUGCGAAAGAGGUCAUGAAAACCCAUGAUGUGAACUUUGCUAACCGGCCCUUUCUUCUUGCUGCACAUAUCAUUUCAUAUAAAUCCACAAACAUCAUGUUUUCACCAUAUGGAGAUUAUUGGCGCCAACUUAGAAGGAUUUGCAAUUCAGAGCUUUUAAGUGCAAAACAUGUUCAAUCACUUAAACCGAUAAGAGAACAAGAGGUUUUCCAUCUCAUACAAACUAUCUUUAAGCAAUCAGGAUCCCAGAUCAAUCUAAGUGAACAUAUAUAUGCACUCACAUAUGGGAUUACUACAAGGUCGGUCUUUGGAAAGAAGAUUAAACAUCAAGAUGCAUUGAUAUCUCUUAUUGACGAGGCCAUUGGAUUAUCUGGAGGAUUUAAUCUUACUGAUCUCUAUCCUUCGUCGAAGGUUGUAGCUCUUUUUAGUAGGCUUAGGCCCAAACUUGAAAAGCUUCAUCAGAGAUUUGAUAAGAUGCUAGAUGAAAUCAUUGGAGAGCAUCAAGAAUAUGAAGAAAGAAAAGAAAACCCGGAUCACUUGCUAGUAGAUGUUCUUUUGAAACUCCAAGAGCAUGGCAACCUUGAAAUUCCCUUGACCAUGGACAACAUCAAAGCAAUCAUCCUGGAUGUAUUAUCUGCAGGCAGUGAUACGUCUUCCACGGUUAUAGAAUGGGCAAUGUCGGAGUUGCUGAAAACCCCGAGUAUAAUGGACAAGGUGCAAACUGAGGUUAGAGAGGUUUUCAGCAAACAAACAAUGGUUGAUGAAACGGGAAUCCAGUCAUUAGUUUUUUUAAAGGCAGUUAUUAAAGAAACUUUAAGACUACACCCACCGGCACCUUUGAUGUUACCCAUGGAGAACAAAGAGAAAUGUGAGAUAACUGGAUAUGAUAUUCCUAAGCAGACAAGAGUGAUUGUGAAUAUAUGGGCAAUUGGUAGAGAUCCAAAGUAUUGGAAAGAUCCCGAAAGAUUUGAUCCGGAACGAUUUCUGGAUGGCAGCAACUCGAUAGAUUUCAGAGGAGUCGACUUUGAGUAUAUCCCAUUUGGUGCUGGAAGGAGAAUAUGUCCAGGUAUUUCGUUUGGAUUAGCAAAUCUCGAGCUUUCACUCGCCUCUUUACUUUACCAUUUUGACUGGAAACUAGCCACUAUGAAUGGAGAUCAUCUUGACAUGAUUGAAUCUUUUGGCGCGACUGUUAAAAGGAAAAAUGUCCUAAACCUUGUCCCAACUAUUUGUUAUCCACCUCCGGCAUGUUUAGUUAGUUCGUAAUAGGCUAUCAACAACAACAAUAAAAACAUCAACCCGAUAAUGAUGCUCAACAAGUCAUCAUCUUUCUUAUGAUUGUCAUCCUUCACACAAAGAAACAACUAUAUGUAGAAUGAUUGCCAUCCUUCAUUUCUUAGAUCCUGAAUUUAUAACUUUGUGGUGGUAACCGAAUUCAUGGCAUUAUU
Messenger RNA from Erigeron canadensis, 1728 nucleotides. Its product is annotated as desmethyl-deoxy-podophyllotoxin synthase-like. The transcript has 2 exons. The record is from RefSeq and is a predicted model, not a curated record. Gene Ontology annotation, molecular function: heme binding; oxidoreductase activity, acting on paired donors, with incorporation or reduction of molecular oxygen; iron ion binding. NCBI's taxonomy places the organism in Eukaryota, Viridiplantae, Streptophyta, Magnoliopsida, Asterales, Asteraceae. Bases 20 to 1546 code for a protein of 508 amino acids.